UGACAGAAUAAGUCACAUAUUAUACUACGGUUAUCUAAUUGUUAGUUUUCCAUAUUCUUGGAUUUAUCUUUUCCUAGUUAGUUUAAUAUUCCCUUUGAUUUUACUAUAUAUUGUAGUCUGGCAAAGCUUUAAAUCAAUCAAUUAUAUUAUUACUUUCUUAAACCCUAAAUAUCUCUAUGCAACUAUCAAGGUAAGUUCCUUAAAACUCAAGCAACUGAACAUAGUUCUCCGAGUGGAUCCUUCUACCUCAGUGAUCAUCUCUUAGGCCUUUGUUUACCCGUUCUUCGAAUCCACAGUAGGAUUUCUAGUUUGAGAUCGAUCUAUCUAUUUCCCGUCUCAAUUAAAGAUGGCGAGCGAAAUCCCUGAAGUCGUUGUAGCUCCUAUGGAGAAUGGCGGCGCUGAGUCCUCUUCCUCCUACUCCAAAGGGAAAGAGGAGGAACAGUUAGAGUCUGAGCUUUCGAAGAAGCUUGAGAUUACAGAGGAUGCAGUAGAAGAGAACGAAGAAGACGCAGAAGAAGAUGGAAGCAAAGGUGAGAAAUCAACGAAGAAGAAGAAGAAGAAAAAGAAGAGUAAAAGCAAGAAGAAGAUCCAACAGACGGAUCCACCUACAAUCCCUGUAGUUAAGCUUUUCCCAUCUGGAGAGUUUCCAGAAGGUGAAAUCCAACAGUACAAGGAUGACAAUUUGUGGAGAACAACAUCUGAAGAGAAGAGAGAGUUGGAGCGUUUGGAGAAACCUAUAUACAACUCUGUACGCCAGGCUGCAGAAGUUCAUCGCCAGGUUAGAAAAUAUGUAAGAAGCAUAGUGAAGCCUGGAAUGUUGAUGACUGAUAUAUGCGAGACACUUGAGGAUACUGUUCGUAAGCUUAUAUCAGAGAAUGGUCUGAAAGCUGGUAUUCCUUUCCCUACAGGAUGCUCUUUGAACUGGGUUGCUGCUCAUUGGACACCAAACUCCGGAGACAAGACUGUCCUUCAAUACGACGAUGUUAUGAAACUGGAUUUUGGAACACAUAUUGAUGGACAUAUUGUUGACUCUGCAUUUACAGUUGCGUUCAAUCCUAUGUAUGAUCCUCUCUUAGCAGCCUCCCGUGAAGCUACUUAUACCGGUAUCAAGGAAGCUGGAAUAGAUGUUCGUCUCUGCGACAUUGGUGCUGCAAUUCAGGAGGUGAUGGAAUCUUAUGAGGUUGAAAUCAAUGGAAAAGUGUUCCCAGUUAAAAGUAUCAGGAACUUGAAUGGACAUAGCAUUGGACCUUAUCAGAUACAUGCUGGCAAAUCAGUUCCAAUAGUCAAAGGAGGUGACCAGACAAAGAUGGAAGAGGGUGAAUUCUAUGCCAUUGAAACAUUUGGAUCAACUGGGAAAGGAUUUGUGAGAGAAGACUUGGAAUGUAGUCAUUACAUGAAGAACUUUGACUCUCGCCAUGUCCCCUUAAGGCUGCCUAGAGCAAAACAACUACUUGCAACUAUCAACAACAACUUCUCCACUCUAGCCUUCUGCAGACGUUAUUUGGACCGCAUUGGUGAAACCAAAUACUUAAUGGCUUUAAAGAAUCUGUGUGACGCUGGGAUUGUUCAGCCGUAUCCUCCUCUGUGUGAUGUGAAGGGAAGCUAUGUAUCACAGUUUAAACACACCAUUUUACUGCGACCUACUUGCAAAGAAGUUGUUUCCAAGGGAGAUGAUUACUGAUUCAGAUCCUCUGUUUCUUGCUCUGUUCCUUUUUUCUUAUAUACUCUGUUCUUGAGAUUGCAUACUUGGUUCCUUUUCUCAUCGUUAUCA
Molecule: messenger RNA, 1771 nt
Organism: Raphanus sativus (radish)
Lineage: Eukaryota; Viridiplantae; Streptophyta; Magnoliopsida; Brassicales; Brassicaceae
Product: methionine aminopeptidase 2B-like
Exons: 11
Coding region: 347-1681 (444 amino acids)
Biological process (GO): proteolysis
Molecular function (GO): metalloaminopeptidase activity
Source: RefSeq, a predicted model, not a curated record